UAACCAAUCAGAGCGCGCGAAAAGCACUAUUCACCUUGUGUGGUAUAUACUAAACGCUAAUAGGUUUAUACUAAUGCAUAAUAAAGCUUUUCAAGUUAUUACUAGAGGCACUUUCAUUGGCCGGCAGUCAACCAUUACGAAUAGCGGGUGAUAUGCUUCUGAAAUAGAUAAAAACACACUAUGCGGAUACAUCAAAACUUGCUUUUACAUGUAAGGUUAACAACUUCAAAGUUCGUGACUCAGUUUAUAGAGUUGCUAUGACGAGUGUUCCUAUUUUGUAUCUGCUUGGGAUGAGGCUGCUUCAGACACUGAUUCUUCUGAGUAUGCGUGUUCAGCUUUCCUCCGGAGAGUUAUCAUUGGGGCCCCGAGAAACCUACGAUUGGCAAGCCUUCGUUGCCAACGAGGGUUACGAUUGCUUAAAACGCGUUUAUAGACAAGGCGAGUUUCCCAUUGUCACCUACGAUAAGACUUUUACACCCGACCAAGAAAGGGAAGUUCUCCUCGACAUUUACACAGCAACAAACGGCCAGCAGUGGUACAACAAGACCGCGUGGAAUAAUUCAACAGCUCACUGUACCUGGUAUGGUAUCACCUGCCACAACAACACAUACGUUAAAAGUAUUGUGUUGGCUUACAACAACUUGGAUGGUUCUCUUCCCUCAAAUUUGUGGAAGAUCCGGAACUUGAUGGCAUUGUGCACUCCUGGUAAUCCAAGACUGAGGGGACGCAUUGGCGACUUUUUGUUUGGAAAUAUGAGUAGACUACUCACCGUCGCGCUCAACGCAGCCUCUAUUUCAGGAGAUAUUCUUGAAGAAAUCGUCAAGCUGGGAAAUCUACAGAACUUCCUGGGAUGCACCAUGCGCGGUGAGGGGUUCACUGGUCGUUUGCCAGACGACAUAGGAAACAUGACAGAGCUACGAUUACUGUGUCUUGGAGGAAAUAACCUAACUGGACAAAUUCCAAGAAGCAUUCCUAGAUUAAAAAAGCUCUACUAUCUGGACCUCCGAAACACACCUGGUAUGAUGCAUGGCAAUCUAAGUGACUUAUUUUCGAAUUCCUCGUUGAGUAUUUUGUUUAUGUCUGGGGUCAAAUUAAUUGGCGAAAUGCCUUCAAUGCUGCCAGCAAAAUUAUCAACUCUCGUCCUUCCUGGAAACAACAUUUCGGGCCAAUUUCCUCAAAAAAUUCCGGAAAAUAACAGCCUUGUACAGCUAAACGUGGCAAACAAUCAACUGACAGGGGAUAUCCCAGGUCAGUUGCUUCUUUUUCCAAAUAUUGGAAUGAUCGAUUUGUCGCAAAACAAGUUUUCUUCUAUUAACAAUGGGAAGCCGUGGUCAAAAAAUGUCAGCGGAGGAGCUAAAUCGUACGUUUCGCUGGCAGGAAAUAGAAAUUUGAACAUUGAAUUGACAAGCUUUAUGGAAAUUCUUGUCAAGGGAGGUCCAUUAGUUUUAAAUUUGAGCAAUUGUGACAUAGAAAGUCCUUUGCCCGCAGACUUGUUCUACUUUGACCGCAUGACUACCUGCGAUUUACAUAAAAACAGGUUUUAUGGAGAGAUACCGGAUAUUUUUGUCGACACAUCCAUCCUGACUUAUUUUGACAUCUCCUCGAAUAACCUGUCUGGAAGCCUUCCAGUAGGGAUCCGAGAUCUCAUGUUCCUACAAUAUUUGGAUAUUUCUGGAAAUCCUUCUAUGCGAGAAGCAACUAGAGCAUCGUCGCCCGUCUUUCGUCCUGACUUUUCAAGAAUGUUCACACCACCUCAAGCAGAUAAUUUCACUUGUCCUGAAGGACGGCUCACAAUAAGCAAUGGCCGCAUCCGACUGGAUCCAACAUUUUACGACUACAAGCAUUGCGUCUGCGAUACAGGUUUCUACGGAGAUAGCGGACUGUGCAAGAAAUGCAUGGAUGGUGGGACGUGCCCUCAGUUUGGCUUCACUGAAUCAAAUGAUCUCCACCCAAACAUCAUGACAUUGCGAGGUGGCUACUGGCCCUCACCCACUCCUAACAAUGCCACCCAUCUGGCCAAGUGCCCAGUGUCAGCUGCAUGUAAUCCAUCAGAUUCCUGCACAUGUCGCCUCGAAACAACACCAAAACACACAAACUCGUCCCACUACAGACCUUCAGUAUCAUCACUGAUCACAACAUGCAAUCAAUCCUGCAUCUGUCAUCAAGGAAACACGGACAGGUUUUGCUCUCGUUGUCAAGACGGAUAUUAUAAACUUGGUGGACUGUGCUUCAAAUGUGCUAAGGGCGACCUAAUUUACUACUAUCUGUUUAUUCCUUCCUUUGCUGUGUCAUUCCUUGCUUUACUUUGGUCAUAUUUUUACUUCAAGCUGAAACCAAUCAAAUGGUUUGCAGUUACGGGAGCUCAUUUUCUGUUAAUGUUAACCUUGAUGUUGUUGGAAUUACUGCCAGCGUGGGUUUUCAAAUUAAAUCUGGUGGUCUUUGUGCUGUGUAUGACCAGUAGAGGAAAAGUUGCCCAAUCUCUCAUCAACAUCACAGUGUUUUAUAUCCAAACCAUGGAUUUUAUGAUAUCCAGUGUCAAUGUUUGGCCUAAAAAAGUCGUAGUGGCUCAGACGUACUUGAGUAGCUACUGGAACCUUUAUUUUCCUUCGCUUUCCUACGACUUACCUUCCUUUUUCACUCCCGUUGGUAAGUUUGCUUUUCUGCUUCUUCUUCCAGUUGCCUGUAUGGCAAUGAUAGGUUUGUAUUUCAUCAUCUUGAUGAUUUACGACAGGUUCCGUCCACACCAGCGACGCAUGGAAAACGUUCAUUUCAAAUGUCGUCAAAGUGCCUUCUUUUGCCUUAACUUCAGUUACUUUCCCAUUGUCAAGCAAACUCUCUCCAUUCUACGCCCAUGCCACAAUGACCGUGAUGUUCUUUACAUGCCAAACUUUCCCUGGAUUGAAUGCACCUCUCACACUUAUAAGACACUGUCAGCCCUUGGUGUCGUCUCUGUUGUUUUUUAUCUUAUUGGGUUUCCCUUGCUUCUCGUUUAUCUGAUGGUUGUUUCCUUUCGAAAGAGAGACAUCAUGAGUCCUGAAGAUCGCCAGAAACUUGAUGCUUGGCUUGGUCCUGCUUAUUUACCCUACAAACCAAAGUACCAGCACUUCUUCGAGAUUUUCAUGCUUCUUCGACGCUUGCUACUCGCCAUAGCGUUGUCUAUGAUUUCUUCUUCCUCUUCUUUGCAAACGUUUGUGGUUUGGCUGAUACUUAUGAUUUCAGCCAUUCCUUACCUAUGUUUAGAGCCCUAUAACAAACGGUCCAUUAACCGAUGGGCCCAAGAGAAUUUUUUCGAGCCCCUGGUGUUGUUCGUGUUGUCCAUGUCUUUUAUGCUAGUGAGGUUUUCGGCUUUGGACAGCUCCUACAAAGUUGCAUUCGUCUGGGUUGUGAUGUGUGUCAAUUCAUGUGUUCUGGUCGUUCUAGUAGGUGUUAUUUUGUAUCUUCUUGUUGUCACUGGAAAUAGUGAAGGCGAUGCGAGUGCAAGAGAAGACGAAAGCCAUAACGAUGACGAUAGACGCUGCUUGCUGCCUGUUAACGAGCACCCGGGUAACGUGUCUAUGGAUGACUCUGCCUGAAGCGUUAGCCUAAAAAACGCUUUCUCUUAUUUAAGUUUAAGCUCAAGAUAACGGAAAAUAAUUGUAAAGGUAGAGCUUAAUGCCUAUGUGAACGUUAUUCGACAUGGAACAAGGUUUAAAGUAUAACUUAAGGUUCUGUACAUACUCAUUGAUACUGCUGAUAGCUUCAACAGGUGCAUGUUUAUAACUUCAGGCUCUGAAUAUAUUUACAUGAACCCAAAAGUUCACCAUCGUCCUAUCGUAAAUGAAGGGAAACCAAUUAAGAAUCGUAAUUGAUGCUGUCAAACAAAAAAAAUGCUCGUAAAGUGAUAGGAAUCCAUGAGGAAGUAUGUGAGUUGACGCUUACCAAGUUCCCCGACCGCGUACAGGGGUUUUCUUUCUUUUUCUUCAACUUAAGCAGAAAAGACGUGGCGAUAAAAAGCUCCUCAAAUACCAGAGUAAAUCGAGCGGUUUUCACUUGAGUGUCAAAAGUGAUUCGCGUUUGCUUUUGUCUGCGUUACCAUACUACAUGACUGGCUUGGGAAACUCGCGCUACUUUGUCGUCCCAUCAGAAGUAAAACAACAACGAUCGUGACUCGCGGUUACAUGCUUUCUCGUACUUCGCAUCAGCCGCAUGAAAUUAUUUCGAGUUUUGAUUGGUUCAUUGGAUUGUUUGUGUCCUUUGUUAUUGACUAGAGUUAUUAUUUUGGUUUUGGUUUUACGACACUCAAUUGAGAAACGCUCCAAGGACAAUUUCAACUGCCUAAAUUCACCAAUCAAAGGCUACGUAAGCCAGCUCAUGGAUGAAUAGUUGACUUUUGCCUCUGUGACAAAACGAGUCUUUGUGCAAAACUAUUCGUAUGAAAAUGCAGGUCACCUGUACGUUCAUUCUCUUGAAAAUCAAGUCAUUUUCAUGUGAAAUGUUUUGCACGAGCAUUCGUUCUA
Molecule: messenger RNA, 4496 nt
Organism: Orbicella faveolata
Lineage: Eukaryota; Metazoa; Cnidaria; Anthozoa; Scleractinia; Merulinidae
Source: RefSeq, a predicted model, not a curated record